Molecule: messenger RNA, 1593 nt
Organism: Lagenorhynchus albirostris (white-beaked dolphin)
Lineage: Eukaryota; Metazoa; Chordata; Mammalia; Artiodactyla; Delphinidae
Gene: PNMA6A
Product: PNMA family member 6A
Source: RefSeq, a predicted model, not a curated record
AUGCUGCAAGCAACCAGAUCUGCGAAGGUCGGAGACUUGCUGACACUUACCCAGCCCAGUAGGACCCUCAAGUCAGGGAAGCACGAGAACCGUGUUGGGGUGGCGCUCAGAAGGACCAUGCCACCCGAAAGCAGCCAACUGCACCUGCGAGGUAUCCGUGGGCAGGUGGACGCGGAGGCUGCUGGCAGCCAGGAAGAAGCUGUCCCCCAGGAAAGACCCCGACCCGAAGAAGGUACCGGACCCGGGGUGGUGCGUUUGGCUCCGGGAGACCCUGCCACCUUCCGCUAUCCCCAGCAGGACAGCGGCAGCCCGCGGGGCCGGCCAGCCACCCUGGUCUGCACCGGGAAAAGUUUCCUACCCCUAGCAUUAGCCCCGCACCGGAGGAAACUGCGGGCGGUGGCGGUGACCAUGCUGCGGGACCGGUGCAGGUGGAUGCGCGUCAGCGCUCACAGGGGCCAGCUCAUCCUGGGCAUCCCGGAACACCGUGAUGAAGCCGGACUCCAAGAGUCUCUGGAGGCUGCCCUGUGGCCGGUGGGCCACGUUACCGUGCUGGGCAAAGUGUUCCGAGAGGCCACAGAGGCCCUGGUCGAGCUUCACCGGAAAGUCGAUUAUGCUUUGGUCCCCAGGGAAAUCCCAAGCGCUAGAGGUCCCUGGAACGUGGUCUUUGUGCCCCGAUGCUCAGGAGAGGAGUUUCUAGGUGGCGCGUUCCCCUUCCUGUGGCAACAGGGGCAGACGGUGGAGAGUGUGGCCGGUGCCCUGGGGCUGAGGCUGGGGCUGAGGCUUGGGCUGUGCAGGGUGUGCUGCAUCAGUCAGGCGGUCCAGCCUUGGGUGAAGAUCCUGCGGUACCAGCGCCUGGGCGUGUUUUCCGGGAGGGACCAGCGGACCCCGGGGAGGAAUCCUGUGAGGCUAGACCUGGCUAGACCUACCUCUGACAUGCUGCAUGUGCGGCGUGGGGUUUUGGAAAGGGAGAGGAGGAGGAGGAGGCUCAUGGAAGGCCUGCGAGGGAUGGCCCUGCAGUUUGUGCCCAGGAUCCUGGUGGAGAACCCUGCCAGGACCGCACAGGACUGCCUGGCGGCUUUGAUCCAGGUGUUUGGAGACAACGAGUCCCAGGCGACCAUCCGGGUGAAGUUUGCUCAACAGCAGUCAGGUGAGUGCCUCUCUGCUUUUGUGUUGCAGAUGGAAGCCCUGCUGCACAAAGCCAUCAAGAGAGGGACCCUGACCAGAGCCUCAGCUGACCGUGUGCCCCUGAGGCAGGUGCUCACUGGGGCCAGCCACACUGAGCCCCUGGAUGAAGCACUGGCAAAGCUGAGAGUGGUUGGGAGGCCUCCACGUUUCAUGGAGAUGCUGAGGAGUGUCUGAGAGUCUGAGGCGUGGGAGGCCAGUCUAGCCAGGAGCAAGAGAGCCCAGGCAGGGGAAGGGGCUGCUGCCCGGGCCAAUGCCCAGGCUGAUGCCAGAGCCAGAGCUAAGGCAGAGGCGGGCCCAGGAGGUCCGGGCUGGGAGCCCGAGGAGGGGCUCAAGUCCAUCCCAGACGAGCCAGGAAAUGAGGACGGGGCUGCGGAGAGAAGCAACUCCAAGUCCUCAUGUGGCCAAUAG